This is a messenger RNA of Salvia splendens (bonfire salvia), 1309 nucleotides long. RefSeq names its product zinc transporter 1. Gene Ontology annotation, biological process: zinc ion transmembrane transport. The coding region runs from base 115 to 1179 and encodes 354 amino acids. Gene Ontology annotation, molecular function: zinc ion transmembrane transporter activity. NCBI's taxonomy places the organism in Eukaryota, Viridiplantae, Streptophyta, Magnoliopsida, Lamiales, Lamiaceae. Gene Ontology annotation, cellular component: plasma membrane. The transcript has 3 exons. The record is from RefSeq and is a predicted model, not a curated record.
CUCAAAUAUUCUGAUUAGCAAGAGCCACCCUUUUCCCACAACUCUACUACUACAAAGCAAACCUCUCCUCUCCUCUCCUCUCAACAUCACUAAAAAAUCUCUUCUCCUCCCCCCAUGAGCUCCCACAAACUCAUAAUCCUAUCAUCUCUUCUUCUCCUCCUCCUUCCCCAUGUUUCCGCCAACUGCGGCGGCCAUGAUGACGACCAAGCUGUGCGCCGCAACCAUACCGAGGCGCUCAGAUACAAGCUGGCGUCUAUAGGUUCGGUUCUGUGCGCCGGCGCGAUCGGCGUGAGCUUCCCGAUCCUCGGGCGGAGAUUCGAGGUGCUGCGGCCGGAAAACGACGUGUUCUUCAUGAUAAAGGCUUUCGCGGCAGGGGUGAUACUGGCGACCGGAUUCGUCCACAUCCUCCCCGACGCAUUCCGCAGCCUGUCGUCGCCCUGCCUCGGGGAGGAUCCGUGGGGGAAGUUCCCCUUUGCCGGAUUCGUGGCGAUGAUGGCGGCGAUCGGGACGCUGGUGGUGGACACGGUGGCCACCAGCUUCUACAAGAGCACGCACUUCGACAAAUCGAAGCUCGUCGACGAGGAGGCUUCUGGCGACGGCCACGAUGGCCACGUGCACGUGCACACUCAUUCCACGCACGGCCACGCGCAUGGAGCUGCGGCGGACGCUCCGUCGCUUGACAUGAGCGUGUCGGAUCUAGUCCGACAGCGCAUAAUAUCACAGGUUUUGGAGGUAGGGAUUGUGGUUCACUCGGUGAUAAUCGGAGUGUCGUUGGGAGCAUCGGAGAGUGUGGAGACGAUUAAGCCGUUGUUGGCCGCACUUUCGUUCCACCAGUUCUUCGAAGGGAUGGGGCUUGGUGGCUGCAUUUCCCAGGCGAAAUUCAAGUCGGUGACGACGACGAUUAUGAUGAUAUUCUUCUCGGUGACAACACCGAUAGGGAUCGCAGUGGGGAUCGGAAUAUCAAGCGUAUACGAAGAGAACAGCCCCAAGGCUCUAAUAGUUGAAGGAAUUUUGAAUUCUGCAUCAGCUGGGAUACUGGUUUACAUGGCGCUGGUGGAUCUGUUAGCAGCAGAUUUCAUGAACCCAAGGAUGCAGAGCAAUGUUAGGCUGCAGUUGGGCGCACACGUUUCACUUCUUCUAGGUGCUGGAUCUAUGUCUUUUUUGGCCAAAUGGACUUAGACUUAGACUGGCUUCUUCUUUCUUCCGUUGUUCUCUCCAUGACAAUGACAUGCACCCAACUAUUCAUAUUCUCUUACAAGACUGUGUGUGUGUCUGUGUGAAAUUAAGGAAAAAAGCAUUCAAACAUAAA